This is a messenger RNA of Porites lobata, 7193 nucleotides long. NCBI's taxonomy places the organism in Eukaryota, Metazoa, Cnidaria, Anthozoa, Scleractinia, Poritidae. The record is from the annotation of a GenBank genome assembly.
AUGGUUGGGCAUUCUGAGAUUCUUUUAUCAAAGUGCGCUCAGUUUCGAGAGCAAGGUGAAUUCAUUGACGUGGGUUUAAAAGUCGGAGAAGAGGUAUUCUCAGCUCAUCGCAUUGUUCUCGCUGCCAGCAGCGAUUAUUUUCACGCCAUGUUUGCUCAUGGAAUGAAAGAGUCGAACCAGGAAGUGAUCGAGCUCAAAGAUGAAAGCAUUUCAGCAGCUGCUUUGAAGAUCGUGCUGGAUUCCAUCUACAGCGGAGAUCUUCAAGUCAACGAUGAAAACAUAUUUGAGGUUCUUGUCGCAGCCGAUCACCUCCAGGUUACCAGUGCUGUUCAACAGUGUUGUGAUUACUUGCAAACCCAGUUUGUUGAUCAGCUCCGAUUCGACGUGCAAACAUUUUGUCGCGUCUCAGCGAUUGCUGAUCGACAUGGUCUGAAAGAUACGGAAGCCGAUAAGGGACAAUCCCAAAAUAUUAACGAAAUCCGAAAAAAUGUUUUUAAAAUACGAAAAAAAUAUUUCAAAUCGUAAUGUCUUUUGGAAAUCAUCGUUGAAGAGUUUAUCAAAUCUGAAAAACUAUUACAAAUCCUAAUAAAAUUAUUGAAUCCACAAAUAUUAUUUUGUAAAUCCGAAAUAAGUUUACAAAUCCGAGAAUUGUCGCUAAAUCCUGAAAAAUAUUUUGCAAAUCCAAAAAAUUAUUUUGUCACGUGUUACUUGCGCCAGCAGUCUGCUACCAACAGCGGUUUGCCCCAUCCAAAAUGGCGGAGUUUUGUUCGACUCGUACUCGUCGUGAACCCUGGAGGCAAAUUUUGCUUCAAAUGUGGUUCCAAAGUUGCAGGGAUUUCACAUCCGAGUGCAAGAAUAAGUACAUUCGAAGAUGAGCGUGCUUCGUCCUCUUCAUCUCUUCGUCCUCUUCCCUAGCUUACAAGCCCCCAGGGAGGAGGGGCGGGUGUGGGUUAAUAUAUUUUGUCACGUUUCGCUAAUGACACUGGAGUAUGUUCAUUAUGUAUGAUUCGUGUUAACUGUAGAAGUACUUAAAGCGUGCUUGCAGGUAUGAUUAGGGAACUUAAGAUAGAGACGUGUUCGGGGCGACGGCAACUUCAACCGGAUGUGACAUCAUCAUUUGUUGGAUAUUGCGCAUGCUCGUGCUCACCACCUUGCCGUCGUGGUCCCGUCGGCGACGUGAAACUGGUCUGUUUGGCGUUGUGGCGAAAACGUGAGUAUUAACUUUCAUUUCAAUCAGGUUUGUUGCGUUUAGCAACCAACAUUUUGCAGAUUAUCGUUCUUAAAUUGUCCUUGUUUUCUUUGAGGGACAUUUCAAGCUCGAUUUCCAAGCUCUGUUAUCUAAACUUACAUCUUUGAAUGUUUCUAUGUUUUCAUGUCACAGGGUCAAGAUCCAACUUGGCAAACAGCCAACCGUAAGUGAGCUUGCCAUGGGACAAAAUUUUCCUACGAGCCAAAUGAAAGUAUCCAGACAAAAAAUAUGAACUCCGAUAUUUCAAUUGUGUGUUUUUAGUUCGCUCUUUUCGUUAGAAUAUCGUAUAAAUAAAACGCAUUGAAAAUUAUAUAGAAUAGUAGGUAAUACCAUGUACUAACUCGGCGUGGGAAUACUGAAAUAAAGUUGUUGCAGUUGUUGUUGUUGUUGCAUGCAAGUAUUUCCCGGGAAUUAUUUCAAUACCAAACUAAGAAUACGGUUCCUUAGUAGCAUUUUAAUGUUCCUGUAAUUUGCAAGGCUUCGGCAAGCCUGUGGAGAUCAUUUUUUUUCAACACGAAAUUCUGCCUUGAACUCAGCUGCAUGCCGAAUGUUUUUUAGCGUGAACGGAUCGUAACUGUCCCGAGGAAAAUCGGGAUUUUUGGACUCAAAAUUUUCCCACAAAACGAGAAACUCUUCAUCCGAUACAUGUUGUCUGCAUAGCAAAUAUUUAUUCUCUUAAUUCUUUAUGUGAAGCCAUAUUUUCUUCUUCGGUAUUCUUCUAAUUAAGGGUGCCGUCCUUCUGAGUUCACUGCGAUCUUAAUGUUCUAUUUUUGACGGGAAGCGACGGCUGCCUUAGUUCCAGGCUUUCUCUGCCAGUCCGGUCGCCGUCGCCCCGAAAACGUCUCCAUCUUAAGUUCCCUAUUAAUCCCUAGGGGCUUGUAAGCUAUCAAGAUUUUAUAAGUUAUGCAAGAGCCACACGAAGGCAUCUCUUUCAACUUUGCUUUAUUGUUCAUUCACUGCUGUAAUUUCUUUAUGGUGAUGUGUAAAACGUUCGCUGUAUCAAUAAACGAGAUUCCCGUUCCUGAUACCUUGUUUAGUUGAGAUUAGUUAUAAAAUAUUUAGUCAGAUUUUAUAAUGGUUUUAGGGUGUUUCAAGUAUAAAGAGUUUGUAAUCGUUUACAAUAUAACACAAAGUACGAUGUCAGUUCUUCCAUAAAUGUGGCAGAGAGUUUGAGAGCAAUGGAGUAUUCUGUCGGCAGUGUGGAACAAUAAAGAGACAUCAACAGGAAAGUCUGUGCAGUUCGGCAGAGAAGAGGCUGGUAAUAGAACAUUACUUUGAACUGAGGGGAUUUAGGUACGAUACCAUUGUCCACUCGCUGAGCGAGUACCAUGAGAUCUAUAUGAACGGAGGUACUUUGAAAACUGAACUGGAUCCUGGGUCUUGGAUCGUUAACGUGUUAUUUUUGAAACCGGCUUAGUUGUUUGGUUUGUUAAACUUAGAUCCUCUGCGUUCUUCCGCUUUGGAGGUGAAGUAUUGUGAUAAUGACUUCGAAGAUGACGAGGAAGAAGCACGCUCAUCUUCGAAUGUACUUAUUCUUGCACUCGGAUGUGAAAUCCCUGCAACUUUGGAACCACAUUUGAAGCAAAAUUUGCCUCCAGGGUUCACGAGUGGAACAAAACUCCGCCAUUUUGGAUGGGGCAAACCGCUGUUGGUAGCAGACUGCUGGCGCAAGUAACACGUGACAAAAUAUUUUUUCGGAUUUGCAAAAUAUUUUUCAGGAUUUAGCGACAAUUCUCGGAUUUAUAAACAUGUUUCGGAUUUACAAAAUAAUAUUUGUGGAUUCAAUAAUUUUAUUAGGAUUUGUAAUAGUUUUUCAGAUUUGAUAAACUCUUCAACGAUGAUUUCCAAAAAACAUUACGAUUUGAAAUAUUUUUUCGGAUUUCGUAAAUAUUUUGGGAUUGUCCCUUAUCGGCUUCCGUAGAAAGACCUUCAAGAAGCAACGCAGACAUAGAUGGCCUACAUUUACAAAGAGAUUUGUGAAAGUGAAGAAUUCUUGUCCCAUGUGGAUGCUGAUCAGUACACUCGCCUUCUCAGUCGAGAUGACCUUAGUGCUCCUUCAGAGACAUUCGUCUUCAAAUCCGUGAUGCAGUGGAUCAAACACAAGAAGGAAGAGAGGAUGACAGCCGCGGCUAAAGUUAUCGGAGCGGUUCGUCUGGGGCUGGUUGAUAUCAAGGCUUUGAUUGAAGAACUUAACACAGAGGAGAUGCAAACAGUACCAGAGAUUCAUACGCUUCUGUUUGACUCCGCUAUUUAUCACCACAAUCCUUCAAAUACUUCCAAGUUUGCCACAGAGAAAGCAAAACUCCCGUGAGUAUAGAGUUAUAUUGAUAUCAUCAUGGUCCUCUAAUGGGUCUAGGAGUUUCGUCUGGGAUGUCAUGGAGUCUUUAAUUUCUUUGUUUAAUCUUAGCUUAAGGGUAAAGAUUUUUGAUGCCUAGCCAAGACAGCCGAUAGGAGCAUUUGAUAAAAUAUAUAUUUUUUGUUUUAUUCUUUUGUUUGCUUCUUCAUCGACUUGCCGUAUAGCCUGCGGACAGCAGACGCAUCUCCGGUCGUCGCUUCUCUCCCUCCGAAAAAUAGCUAUUUUUCGAAGGGAGAGAAGCGAUACUUGCCGUUAGGAUCACUCAGUUUGCCGUUUCAUCAUUUUCUACAAGUUAUUAUUGUAUUUAUCCAGGUCUACAACUGGGAAAUCCAGCACCACUCAACGGUUUGUCGCCGGGGACUUGCUGACAUUUUUAAAUAGGAUAUUGCUGGGGAACAUUGUUUGCGGCUUCAGUACAAUUUCUUUCGGGAUCUCUAAAUUUUUUUUUAAAAAAAAAAUGAUUUUCGUAAGCGGCUCCCUUAUCACUUGUCAGAGCGAACCUAAAUUUAAUAAUCAACCAUAAGGGUACUACGAAUAAUAAUAAUUGAAAAUGUUGUAAACCGUCCUUUCAAAAGCUCGUGCAAUUAUUGGCUUAUGCCUCUACAAAGUCCUCACAGUUGACCGGAAAAUCGACUUUAGGGAGAGGCAUUCACGUCCUUUCACGCGCGUAGCUAUUGUUGGUUAGACAAAGACAGUUUCCAAACGGCUUCAACAGUAGAAGUUAAAAUAUCAGCAUACUCUUUCCAAACCCAAAAAAGUAUUUCGUCGGCUCCAGUGGAGGUAUUCCUGAUGUUGGAUAGAGCCUUUAAAACCUGAAAUGUCGACAGCUGCGGUCACGGUUGAAGCGGUUACAGCAACUUACAUCAGUGCAGGUUCAAUACAUCUCUCAUCCUUGCAUAAAUCAAAGAACCUGCUUCUUAAAUCUGCCUUGUCCUUCCGUCGAGGUUUCGCCACCAACCCAUGGAACACCUCUUCCCUCCAGCUAAAGCUUUACGACCUUUGAUGGUACAAUUACUUGUUCUUUGCUUUAGUUGAACGACAUGUUUGGCCGUGUAGAGCUUGGAGUCAGGGUUUGUUUUUAAAAAGAGUAGUAAUGAGAGGUGUCAACCAUACAGGAUAUCUCGAGGAUACUCGGACAGUUUUUAACAAACAGCUGUUGCAGGCCAGAUUGUAAACAAGAUGGAAGCAUUAAAGAUAAAGUUGGUAUGGUCAAGAGGGAAUAGAUUACUCUCUCUUGGUAUAUGCCAAGGUUUCCCAUGGUCCCAGAGGAACACCCCAGCACCCCCAAAAAAAAAAUUAGCUUCCCCUCCAAACCACCUCCGAGGGAAAAUUUACCAAUACCUUUACUUUCCCUCAACUACCGAACACUCAAAUCAUAUUUCAGUGAGUAAUGAACAAUAAAUCAACAAUCAAAUACCGUUACUAGGCGUUAUCGGUCGAAGUACAUCUCUACUACUAUGAUUGAAGCGUGGAAUCUCUGGGCAUUUUACGCUUUAUUUAUUGCUGAUUUUAAUCAGCGUAAUAGUAACCUUAUUGCCAGUGCAGGUUCAGUUAUAGCUGUAAUAUAACGGUGACAUUUUCCAGUGCGAACACCAACUGUCACUCUCAACCAGUUGAACUUCAGUUGAAUCGUCGCUUUUACUUAUCAUUGCAGGUCCUUGUUGCUGUUCUUCCUCAGUUUCAUAUGAUAUAUUUUGAUGUUGAAGAGAAACAGUGGAAGCAACUAUCGUCCUUAGCCCCAGUGACAGAUAUAGUGAAUUGCUACUGUGCAGAGACUGUUGGUAGGCAACUGUUUGUCGCCGGAGAUAUUGAAGGUGUAGGUUAUUCUACUUACUACUAUGACAUAGAAACAAAUAAAUGGCAAAGGCAUGAGGAUGCACUUCCAUGUGGCCAAAUCAGCAGCCUGUGCACUGUAGGCGAUUACAUGUAUGCAGUACCUUCUGACUACAGCAUGAUACCUCAACGGUAUAGCUUUGCGAAACGUCAGUGGCAAAGUUUCGCAAAAUUUUCUCUUAGUUAUCAUUACAGCUAUUAUCACAACAACGGUGCAACGGUACUUCACUCUAAAUUGUAUGUACUCAGUGGACUGAGCAAAGAGGACCCCUUUACGGGGCGUUAUUAUGCACUGCUACAUUGUUUUGAUCCAGUGACUAAUUUGUGGGAGCAAAAAGCUUCAAGCUGUAAUCCUCACUUUGGGUCAACUCUGCUUGUAGUGAAUGGCAGACUCUAUGUAGCAGGGGGUUAUCAAUCCUUUAAGGGUAGGCCCUGUGGUAACCCAGCAGCUGUAGAAGUUUACGAUGAAGAAAACAACAAGUGGUCCGUUGUUGACCAAAAACAUAUUGCAGAAAACAACCUUGGUGCAGUGGAGAUAGAUGGGAGGGUUUAUUUCAUCAUCAAUAAUUUUCCAAUUGACAGUGGCAUUAGAAUCCCACCAGAAGAGGUGUACCCUGUUUAUCUGGGUGACUGGAAAAAUUUAGGAAACGUUUCUAACAAUGCAGCCCUGUGUUACGUACCUUUAAAGAGGGACAGUGUUCAAGCGGACUAGGGAUACUUAGGAAAACUCCCUCAGGUGGCUGAAACUUUGACCGAAAGGCAGCCAGAAAUGGGUUUACGUCUUACAAUACAUCAGAUAACCGAUCCGCUAUACUGAGAUAUUCGAAAACGAAAGUUAGAUAUUAAAGUUUAAGCUGUAUUCUUUACUGUAUUUCCCACUUCGAUUAACUUUUGAAUUGUCAGUGUGGGCAGUAUUCAUGUAUAUUUUUAUAGUAUUUUAUAGUAUUUUUAUAGGAAUGAAUAGUCAGGUAAAUCACUUUUUUUUCGGGUUCUGUUUGCAUUGAUGUUAAGAAAUUUUGUAGCAAGUAUGCAAGGUAUUUUACACCACCUCCAUAUUGGAUUAAUUUUCUAGUACUCACGUAGGAUUUAUUGAAAACACCUGUAUGGUACCGUUACAGUUAAUCAAAUAAAUAUACCAAGCUUCUUAAAGAUGUAAUGUUUUUGUUAUUUCCUUUCAAUAACGAGGAAAGAUGUCUAUUUUGCUAUUAAAUCACCCAUCGAACGCGAGCAAUUCUCGUUUUGCUGCGUUAGUCUAAAAUUGACCGUGAACCUUACUUUUUUGAUAGAUGACUUUCUUGUCAAAUUCUAGACAGAUUGCUGACCGGUAAUAAAACAACUCAAAGUUCGAAAAAAUUCACAUUUUCCUUCCCAGGCGGCAUCACGUCCUGCCAACUUGCGGCUUUCAAACCAGAGCAAAGUGGUCGUUAAUUAAUUUGAUUCACUUACCUGAUGAAUCAAUUUGCUUAACAGACCCACUUCUACAAAAGGGAGGGGAUGUAUAUUGGUCGGCAUCCACUCUUUCUACCGACUACGCAGGUUUUAUGGAAAGAAUAAAGCAUCAAAGCUUCCCUAUACCCCAAAACAAACACAAUGUAAAGCCUCUCUCAGUACUUUGGGUAUGGGAUAUGGCUGUGUGCAUGUGUAAGAUACUAUAACCAUACCCGGAGCGCACCGUGUGUCCCGGUGCUUUUAGUUGGUAACGUUAUUAUAAUUUAUGUUGUUAACAGGCUUCCGUUGUAUUACUUUACUACAUAA